Molecule: messenger RNA, 471 nt
Organism: Cylicocyclus nassatus
Lineage: Eukaryota; Metazoa; Nematoda; Chromadorea; Rhabditida; Strongylidae
Source: the annotation of a GenBank genome assembly
AUGUAUGCCUUCUACCUGCUUAUCCUGACUGUAACGCCUAUCCUAUCCUAUCCUUGCACUGACGCACCAGUUUCCGAAACACAAAAAGACCCUGAAUAUUGCGAAACAUUAGACAAAGCAAGGAACGAGGAUGUAGUAAAUUGGGAUGUGUUAUCAGCGGUCAAUAGUACAUAUGAAUCUUACCUGAAAUUCUGUUGUCCGCGCGUAAGAAAUGCGAACAUUGACGAUGGCCAGUGGAUUAUGAGAAGAUCGGAAAUGACUUUUGCCAACGAAACAGCUGAUAUCGUCGAUCAAAUAGCAGAAGCACUAAAUUCGGUGUACGGGAAAUCAGAGAAAGUGCUUUAUGUGUGCUUUGUUCGGAGCUUUCCCAUCACUGUCUGCACUGAGCAGCAAGGCUGUACUACACAAGAAAUUGCGUGUAACUACAAAAUAGUGGAUGGAGAUAAGGGCUGCGCACAAUGGAUAUCUUGA